CGGAGCCUUACUUUCGGGAGCGGCCCGCCGCACAGCUCCGGCGCCCGCCGCCCUCCCGCCCAGCGAUCCUGAGGCGGCCGUACAAUCCUCGGCAGUGUCCUGAGACUGUAUGGUCAUCUCAGCAGCCUCUCCCGCCCGGCCUCGGACUCCUUCCAGCUCCGGUCGUUCGAACCACUUCUUUUUUUGAAAACCCAGAAAAGCGACUCCUUUUCAAGGGAAAAAGGAACUUCAGUUCCUUUCUCGCUUCUUUUCGCGUCUGACAACCUCCACCCACUCCUUUCCCCGACCCCGCCUCCGCACGCAGGUUCCUCCCAGUCACCUUUCCUCACCCCCCUCCCCCGCACCUAGCCAGACGCCCGCAAACUUCCACCUGACUGUGCGGGGCGCUCGGGACCUGCGAGCACUAGGACCUUUACCACCGCCCGGACCGCGGGGAGCGGACGAGGGCCACAGCGAAGGAAGCGGCUGCAGCCACCACCCGCCGCGGAGCCCAGGUGCUCGGCUUUUCAAAGGGCCACAGCGACAAUGACAGCUGACAAGGAGAAGAAAAGGAGUAGCUCGGAGAGGAGGAAGGAGAAGUCCCGAGAUGCUGCGAGGUGCCGGCGGAGCAAGGAGACGGAAGUGUUCUACGAGCUGGCCCACGAGUUGCCUCUGCCUCACAGCGUGAGCUCCCAUCUGGACAAGGCCUCCAUCAUGCGGCUGGCUAUCAGCUUCCUGCGAACACAAAAGCUCCUGUCCUCAGUGUGCUCUGAAAAUGAGUCUGAAGCUGAAGCUGACCAGCAGAUGGAUAACUUGUACCUGAAAGCCCUGGAGGGGUUCAUUGCUGUGGUGACCCAGGAUGGUGACAUGAUCUUCCUGUCAGAAAACAUCAGCAAGUUCAUGGGACUCACACAGGUGGAGCUAACAGGACACAGUAUCUUUGACUUCACUCAUCCCUGUGACCACGAGGAGAUCCGUGAAAACCUGAGUCUCAAAAAUGGUAUCCUUAACUGCUCUGGUUUUGGGAAGAAAAGCAAAGACAUGUCCACAGAGAGGGACUUCUUCAUGAGGAUGAAGUGCACAGUCACCAACAGAGGCCGAACUGUCAACCUCAAGUCAGCCACCUGGAAGGUCUUGCACUGCACUGGCCAGGUAAAAGUCUAUGACAACUGCCCUCCUCACAGUAGCCUCUGUGGCUACAAGGAGCCCCUGCUCUCCUGCCUCAUCAUCAUGUGUGAACCGAUCCAGCACCCGUCCCACAUGGACAUCCCCCUGGACAGUAAGACCUUCCUGAGCCGCCACAGCAUGGACAUGAAGUUCACCUACUGUGACGACAGAAUCACAGAACUGAUUGGUUAUCAUCCUGAGGAGCUGCUCGGCCGCUCAGCCUAUGAAUUCUACCAUGCGCUGGACUCAGAGCACAUGACCAAAAGUCACCAGAACUUGUGCACCAAGGGGCAGGUGGUGAGUGGCCAGUACCGCAUGCUCGCCAAGCACGGGGGCUACGUGUGGCUGGAGACCCAGGGGACCGUCAUCUACAACCCUCGCAACCUGCAGCCCCAAUGCGUCAUGUGCGUCAACUAUGUCCUGAGCGAGAUUGAAAAGAACGAUGUGGUGUUCUCCAUGGACCAGACAGAGUCCCUCUUCAAGCCUCACCUGAUGUCAAUGAACAGCAUCUUUGACAGCAGUGGUGACGUAGCUGUGUCUGACAAGAGUAACUUCCUGUUCACCAAGCUAAAGGAGGAGCCUGAGGAGCUGGCCCAGCUGGCCCCAACCCCGGGAGAUGCCAUCAUUUCUCUGGAUUUCGGGUGCCAGAACUUCGAGGAGUCCUCAGCCUACGGCAAGGCCAUCCUGCCCCCAAGCCAGCCAUGGGGGGCAGAAGUGAGGAGCCACAGCACCCAGAGCGAGGCCGGGAGCCUGCCUGCCUUCACCGUGCCCCAGGCAGCUGCCGCGGGCAGCACCACCCCCAGUGCCACCAGCAACAGCAGCUGUUCCACGCCCAGCAGCCCUGGAGACUAUUACUCCUCUCUGGAUGAUAACCUGAAGAUUGAAGUGAUUGAGAAGCUCUUUGCCAUGGAUACAGAAGCAAAGGACCAAUGCAGCACCCAGACGGACUUCAACGAGCUGGACUUGGAGACACUGGCACCCUACAUCCCCAUGGACGGGGAAGACUUCCAGCUGAGCCCCAUCUGCCCAGAGGAGCAGCUCUUGCCAGAGAGCCCGCAGCCCACCCCCCAGCACUGCUUCAGUACCAUGACAAACAUCUUCCAGCCACUGGCCCCUGCCACAUCCCACGGUCCCUUCCUCCUGGACAAGUAUCAGCAGCAGCUGGGAAGCAAGAAGACAGAGCCCGAGCACCGGCCCAUGUCCUCUAUCUUCUUUGAUGCUGGAACCAAGGCGUCCCUGCCACCAUGCUGUGGCCAGGCUAGCACCCCUCUCUCUUCCAUGGGGGGCAGAUCCAACACACAGUGGCCCCCGGAUCCACCAUUACAUUUCGGGCCCACGAAGUGGCCCAUUGGGGAUCAGCACACGGAGUCCUUGGGAUCACCGCCAGUGGGGCCCCCCAUCUCCUCGCCUCACGUCUCCAUGUUCAAGACAAGGUCUGCAAAGGGCUAUGGGUCUCGGGGCCCAGAUGUGAUGAGCCCAGCCAUGGUAGCCCUCUCCAACAAGCUGAAGCUGAAGCGACAGCUGGAGUAUGAGGAACAAGCCUUCCAGGACAUGAGUGGGGUGGAUCCACCGGGCAGCAGCACUUCACAUCUGAUGUGGAAACGGAUGAAGAACCUCAGGGGUGGGAGCUGCCCUUUGAUGCCCGACAAACCACUGAAUACAAACGUCCCCAAUGAUGAGUUUCCCCAAAACCCCAUGCGGGGCCUGGACCAGCCCCUGAGACACCUGCCACCGCCACAGCCACCGUCUACCAUGAGUCCUGGCGAGAAUGCCAAGAGUGGGUUCCCCCUGCCAUGCUAUGCCACCCAAUACCAAGACUAUGGCCUGCCACCGGCUCACAAGGUGUCAGGCAUAGCAAGCCGGCUGCUGGGGCCCUCGUUUGAGCCCUACCUGCUGCCCGAACUGACCAGAUAUGACUGUGAGGUGAACGUGCCCGUGCCGGGAAGCUCCACACUCCUGCAAGGAGGGGACCUCCUCAGAGCCCUGGACCAGGCCACCUGAGCCAGGCCUCCCGCCCGGCAGCAGCCCUGCCGACGCCGUCCCACCAGCUUCACUCUCUCCGUCUGUAUUUGCAACUAGGUAUUUCUAACGCCAGCACACUUUUUACAGGAUGGACUUAACCUGGCAGACUUGCCCAGGUCACCAAGCAGUGGCCUUUUUUCUGAGAUGCUCACUUUAUAUUUUUAAAAUACACAAGUGUUUUACCUGUUCCGUUUUGCUCUGUCAAUGAAAAUGUUCUUAAAUUUUAUGAGAUUUUUUUCUCCCAACCUUCAAUUACUUCUAAUUUAUAUUAUCCAUAGGUUUUCUUUCCUUCCCUCUCCCCCCCACACACAAACAUUGAUACUAACACAUUUGGUGUAUGUUUGUUCUCUGUAGGGAAAGCUUUGGCUUCAUUUAAUCAAAAAGAUUUUUUGUUAUUGUUGUUGCCAAAGAGAAACAAAACGAUUUCGAUUUCCAAACUUGAUUUGUGGCUCCCCCCCUUUCAACGCCCUUCUUCUUUCUUUUGUAAAACUAAUCACCAUAUUGUAAAUUUCAACUCUUUUUUUUUUUUUUUAAGCCUCUACUUUGCUCUAAUUUUGAUAUGACUUUUGGACAAAAAGAAAUGUGAAGGGUGAACUCCAACGUCUGUGGUUAAUCUGUGAAGGUUGCACAGUGUGGCUUUUCCUAAACUGUUUGGUGUUUCCCCCACCCCCAUUCGGUGGAUUUAUUAUUAUUAUUAUUAUUCAAAAACAUAAGUGAGUUUUUUUUUAAAAAAGAAAAUUUAUAUCUGGGUUAAAUGUUUAUCAUAUAUGGGUACUUUAUAAUAUCUAAAAACUAGGAAAUGGAAUCUUGCUCACAAAAUCACUUUAAGAUCUUUUUGUAAGCUGUUAAUUUUAUUUUUCUUGGUGUUGCGGACACUGCAGAACUGUACAGUACUCCCGCGGGCCUCAACUAACACUGCUCAAGGUCUCUCUAGUGGCUUCUUGCUUUUGCGAUAGGCCAUAGGUGUGACAAAACAAUCCGAGACGUGGAGUCACUGAGUGGGAUAAUUGCGCGCUGUCUCCUCACGUUCGCUAUGUACUAUGUAUGUAUUAUUACUAUUAUCGCUGCCAGGAGGGUCUGAUGGCGCGGGGCGGGGGUGGGCAGAAUGCCGAGGGAGGGGAAGUGCUUUGACUUUUCUUAAGGUUCUGUUGCUAGCCCUUCAAGUGCACUGAGCUCUGUGACUCUGACUGUCUUUCACGCGGCACAUGAGAGCAUUUCCAGACUACCAUGAAAUGGUCUAGAUGGGAAUUCCAGGAAGUAAACGAAGGCUUCAGCAACGGUGUAGUGAUCCGGGCCACGUCCUCCUAGCUCACGACCUAGGAGCAAGUGGCGCUGGAUGCGGGCGGGCACGCACAGGGAGGACGGCGGGGCCGAGGUGCAGCGCCCCCUGUCGGCGAGCAGCUGGCAGACACCCCCCUCUCCCCCCCAGCCUCCCGCCCUCGCGGAGUGUCCGGGUCACAGGUGGUGAUAUGUAUAGGUAGAAAGCACUGAAAACGGUGUUCCCAGAGCACUCUGUAACUCACUGGGUAAGAGGGACAACCCCUUUGGUUUUUAAAUACCAAUUAUGUGGAACUUUUCUGUCAUGGGUACAAGGAAGAUUCUAAACACACACAAAGCACAUCAGGCCAAGAAUUUGGUAAGCCCAGAUGGACUUAUUGCCCAAAACAAAAACUAACUUUCAAAACCAAUUUAAGUUAUAUGAGAAAAAAAUGUGAUAAUGUUGCCUCAAUCAUAUUUUAGCAGCACAGCGUUGCCCAACACACGGCAGCAGGACUUGAAGGGUUACUGACACGUAAACGCUGGCAUUUGAUUUCCUGUGUGUGUUGCCCAGGCAUUAAGGGCAUUUUACCCUUGCAGUUUUACUAAAACACUCUGAAAACUAUUCCAGGCUUCAUAUUAACCUUACCUGUCAAUGUAACGUUUUCAUGAACAUUAUUAUAUUGUCGAAUUCCUACUGACAACAUUAUAACUAUAUGGGAGCUUAACUUUAUAAGGAAAUGUAUUUUGACACUGAUAUCUUAUUAAAGUAUUCUGAUCCUACCA
This is a messenger RNA of Microcebus murinus (gray mouse lemur), 5211 nucleotides long. RefSeq names its product endothelial PAS domain protein 1 (gene EPAS1). The record is from RefSeq and is a predicted model, not a curated record. Gene Ontology annotation, biological process: regulation of transcription by RNA polymerase II; cellular response to hypoxia. Lineage: Eukaryota; Metazoa; Chordata; Mammalia; Primates; Cheirogaleidae. Gene Ontology annotation, cellular component: transcription regulator complex; cytoplasm; nucleus. Gene Ontology annotation, molecular function: DNA-binding transcription factor activity, RNA polymerase II-specific; protein dimerization activity; RNA polymerase II transcription regulatory region sequence-specific DNA binding.